Messenger RNA from Mesocestoides corti, 1701 nucleotides. Lineage: Eukaryota; Metazoa; Platyhelminthes; Cestoda; Cyclophyllidea; Mesocestoididae. The record is from the annotation of a GenBank genome assembly.
AUGGUAGAAGACGAAGAAAUGGAGGAUGUGUUCUCGAUGAAAAUAGGCAAUAUUCCGCCGAAAGAAACGGUGCUCGUUAAUGUUUCUUACUUUUUACAAUUGGACGCAGUGAACUGCCCCACUCAGAGCCAUGAGGACGACAAAGUUGUUGCCAGGUUUAUUUUGCCUGUUCUGAUUUCCUCGAGGUAUGCCCCGAAAGGUGAGAAUUAUUCUAGCUUACACUUCAAUGUUGAACUAGCAAGUCAUUUUGACUUCACCGAUGACCUAGAAAUGGAGAUUACUUACGUCAGUGCCAACACCUUAACAGCAGUUGAGUAUGGGAGGGAUGAAUCGGGACUUUUUGCCCUCGACUGCGUGGUUGCAAACUUUCUCCCCCGCUUUACGGUUCCAAUUGAACAGAAUGCUGAAGUUAUAUUCAUUAUUGAUCGUUCAGGCAAGCCCCAGGACUACACAGAAGCAAACAUUUGUAAAGCUCUGGAGUACCAACAGGAACUCCAAGCAGACAUGGGUGGUACCGAAGUUUUACCUGUCCUCAAAGCAGUCUACUCAUCCAAGAUGAUUGGAGCUAAGGAACGCUGGCGUCGCGAAAUCAUUUUUCUAACCGACGGGAAUGUUUUCAAUCAUUCUGAGAUAUUUGCACUUGUCCGGAAGAAUUCUGCCACGACGCGCCUUUCAGCAAUCGGCUUGGGCAAUGGAGCCAGCACUGCCCUGGUUUCGGGGAUCUCCAGAGCCGGCAGGGGAAAGGCCCUCUUCGUUCGUGAUGGAGGUAACUUGCGAGAGGCGGUCUUAGAUAUUCUCAAUUGUGCUCUUCAACCCUGGGUAACGGAUGUGCGUGUCAACUGGAACUUGGUGAGGUCCUCUGGGUCCGCUGUUGAUGUCCUCCAGGUUCCCUCGUCUGUGAGUACCGUUUUCGCCGACGUCUUCACAACCGUCUUCGCCCUUGUGCCGCGGGAAACAAAGGACGUGGUUUCCUUGCAAGGCGACGUCACACUAUCGUUCAAAAUAAACGAGGAACUGGUAGCACUGAAAGCGGUGCUUUCGCAGCCUUUUAAAGAAACUAAUUCAGACCUUCGACUUCUGCACCGAUAUGCCGCCAAACUUCAGCUCUACGAGCUACUCGAUCGUUACGCCGAUUCCAGUAGCGACGAUGAUCUCCAGAAAAUAGUUGACUUGUCACUGUCGGCGAGCGUUCUUUCGCCCUUCACCGCGUUCGUGGGACUCAGGCCGGAGGAGUUAAGGGACACUGGGAGAAUAAGCAUCACGACUCCGAUAGGCAUCAGAAGAGACACUUGUGCGGACUGCCUUGACGGAGUGCCUUCGAAACACCCAGGCUGUACCUGCUAUGAGUCCUGUGCGGAGGACGACACGGUCGAAGAAGAAGACCUGGAGUACCACGAUGUGAUCUCCGGCAUUGCUGAGGCCCAGCUCUUCUCCGGGGCGUGGCGUUGGUCCGACAAGCUCGCUCAGGCCCUCUCAUUCGGCCCCUUUAAGGAACGAAUUCCGCCUCAGUACGCUAACCUCGCUGAGGACGCUUGGACAACGGCCUUGGUGCUGGCUUUUCUCGCCACGAAGGAAAUCAACCGACGAGUUGAAUGGCAGUUAAUGGCCAAGAAAGCGGAAAACUGGCUAUCCAAGGCCAUUGGUACGGACUGUGCCAACCAUCUAAUCAACACUGCUAAUCAGAUCAUCAUGAACCUAUAA